AGAUACGUCGGCCUGGCGUUGGCCAUGUCAUCAGCCUUGGCCAUUGGUACCAGUUUCGUUAUCACUAAAAAGGGAUUGAUGCAAGCCGAAGAGCGACACGGAUUCGAAGGCGAUGGAUUCGUAUACCUCAGAAGCCCCUUAUGGUGGGCGGGUAUUGCAACUCUUGGCAUCGGAGAGAUCUGCAACUUUGCCGCCUACGCUUUUGCACCGGCCAUCCUGGUCACACCCCUCGGAGCUCUCAGUGUCCUGAUCGGUGCCGUAUUGGGAUCAUACUUCUUGGACGAGGAACUCGGCACGCUGGGGAAGUUGGGCAGCGCCAUUUGCCUCAUUGGCGCCGUCGUCAUUGUCCUGCACGCGCCUCCGGACGAGGAGAUUGAGACGAUUGAUCAGAUCCUGCACUAUGCGAUCCAGCCAGGCUUUCUCUUGUACGCCUUUGCUGUCGUGGCAUUCGCAGUCUUCAUGAUCUACCGCAUCGCACCCGUCUACGGCAAGCGAAAUGCCCUCAUCUACCUCUCCAUCUGCUCUACUGUCGGCUCCAUCUCCGUCAUGUCCGUCAAGUCGUUUGGUAUUGCUCUCAAGCUUACCUUUGCCGGCCACAACCAAUUUACGCACCCCUCGACCUACGUCUUCAUGAUUCUUACGGCAGUCUGCAUCCUGACCCAGAUGAACUACUUCAACAAGGCCUUGGCAUCAUUCCCGACCAACAUUGUUAACCCUCUCUACUAUGUCACUUUUACCACUGCGACGCUCUGCGCCUCCUUCAUCCUCUUCAGCGGCUUCAACACCACCGAUCCCGUCAACACGCUCUCGUUGCUCUGCGGCUUCCUCGUCACCUUUACUGGAGUGUACCUCCUGAACCUUUCCCGGGGCGACCCCCACGGGCAGAGGCUGGUUGCGGGACGCGGUGGCUUUGACGCUGCUGGAACAGAUAUGGUCUCUGGCUUCCAAACCCGCCGCAGCAUGCAAUCUCGGAGAAGCGAAAACACGUCGAGGCACAGCCUCAGCAGCUUUCAUGGGGACAGGCAGGGCCUUAUCCGGGCCUACGACGAAGAGGAGGCUGCGGGUCUCGGCCUCACCGACCUCACCGAGAGCGACGACGAGGGUCUCAUGAACGGCGCCAAUGGGUCCAAUGGCGCGGCCAACGGUUCGGCCAACGGCAAGAAGCAGUACACCAGCAAUGACAUUGAGCUGGAAUCUCAGAAGCAUACUGAGAGGUAG
Molecule: messenger RNA, 1218 nt
Organism: Trichoderma reesei QM6a
Lineage: Eukaryota; Fungi; Ascomycota; Sordariomycetes; Hypocreales; Hypocreaceae
Exons: 6
Biological process (GO): magnesium ion transport
Cellular component (GO): membrane
Molecular function (GO): magnesium ion transmembrane transporter activity
Source: RefSeq, a predicted model, not a curated record